This is a messenger RNA of Conger conger (European conger), 1068 nucleotides long. RefSeq names its product ATP synthase membrane subunit f (gene atp5mf). Gene Ontology annotation, biological process: proton motive force-driven mitochondrial ATP synthesis. Gene Ontology annotation, molecular function: proton-transporting ATP synthase activity, rotational mechanism. The record is from RefSeq and is a predicted model, not a curated record. NCBI's taxonomy places the organism in Eukaryota, Metazoa, Chordata, Actinopteri, Anguilliformes, Congridae. The transcript has 4 exons. The coding region runs from base 59 to 328 and encodes 89 amino acids.
CACGUGACAGUACGGUGUUCGCAAUGGUCCAAUCUUUGCGAAUAGUUUGGUGUGCAAGAUGGCCGACAGACAAGUGACCAUGGCUGAAAAGAGGCUGAUGGAUGUUAAAUUGGGAGAGGUUAUGUCCUGGGUAAGCACUAAGGACUUGUCUCCCAACGGAAUCAUCGCGGCUGUUCGCAGGGGACAUGACAGAUACUACAACAAGUACAUCAAUGUGAAGAAGGGUGGAAUUGGUGGGAUUGCUAUGCUCCUGACAGGUUAUGUCAUCCUAAGCUACGUGUGGGAAUAUGAUCACAUCAAACAUGACCGGUGGAGGAAGUACCACUGAAGAUUCUUGAGCUGGUGUGUCACUAUUCAGUCAAGUGACGAACACAUCUGCACCCAUUCCGUACCUGCACUAAGUGAUAUGUGACCAAAAUAAAAAUGUAAUGUGUUGUGGGCCUGUUUGAAUUGUGAUUAGAUAAUGGUCCAAACCAUUUGACUUGUGAAGCGUAUGCAGAAAUGACAUGAAGCUUUAUACUGACCGAAGUGCAGGACCCAUCCCAAUUCCAUUUUGAUGCUAGAUGUAGGAAAGUGUAUAAGCUCGAAAAAAUUAUUUAUUUUUUAUUUCUCUGUUGACACUUUUUUAAAGUCUGAUAUUAUCCCACGGGAAUAAUAUUGAAAUUACUCAAAUAGCUUGGAGGAGGUCGACAUCUGUUUGUUUCCCACCACACCCGUUGCAGCAGAUCUGUUGAUUAGACCCCUGUAAUGUGAUCAUAACCACAUCUGGCAGAGAUCGAGUCAGGCAUGGGUUCAGAUUAUGGCUGGAAGAAAACCAAAUCCGCAAUUUGCAAAAACAAAUAUUUAUUCAUAUACUCAUAUGAAUUAAUGUAUUCAUUGUACAAAAAAGUAUAUACAAAUAUAGAAAAAUUGUUAACUGGAUACAUUUUCCUUACUGUCACAACUGUUUCCAAAUUAUGCCAAAACAUAGCCAAAUUAUCCAUACCAGUCUUACACAUCCACCACACUUUAUCAUUUUAAAGAUGACAGGAUCAUAUUACACUUAAUAAAAAUGCAGAUGUUUACCUA